Lasiodiplodia theobromae is the source of this 1095-nucleotide messenger RNA. RefSeq lists its product as uncharacterized. The record is from RefSeq and is a predicted model, not a curated record. Lineage: Eukaryota; Fungi; Ascomycota; Dothideomycetes; Botryosphaeriales; Botryosphaeriaceae. Bases 1 to 1095 code for a protein of 364 amino acids. The transcript has 2 exons.
AUGGUUGCCUUCUCCUCGCUAUACGCGUGGUCGCACUUCGCCGUCGCCAUCGCUGCCACCUCUUUCAAGCCCGAAAUCACGCAAGCUGGGAAACAUGGCCAAGAUCUACUCGGAAAGCAUGCGGUGGCUCAACCAAGGAUAACGCCAGGCCCAUCCAUCAACCAGGCUGCACUGCAGAAACGGGAUUCUUCGACCGCUAGCUUUGACACCUGUGGCUUCAUCAACACGGACGCUGACUCGGCGUUGUACUGCGGCGGCGCCUACAGCUGCGUCUUCUUCAGCUCCACGGCCGGAACGCCGGGCAUGGCCGGCUGCUGCGCCGAGUCAUACGCGACCUGCAACUGGUACUCGACUUGCUACGACAGCACACAGCUGUCGACGGCCUGCACGGACAGCGCCUGCCGCAGCGAUGCCAUGGCGCUGCGUUGCACCGAGACUGCAUCGCCGCGGUGCGCGCGUUGGACCUGGCCGGCCUUGGGCGUUGCUGACUUUGCAUGCACCUACGCCGAUGACGAUGGCGAUGCCACGCCGACGGCGGGCCCGAACAACUGGACGACUAUCGCCGUGACGGCCGUGGAUACCUUCUUUAGUGAGCCGACGUCGUGGAGCGUCAAUGUCACAUGGGCACCGGCAAGCGCCCUCUCAGCGCCGCGUGCAGAUGUGAAUUCUACUACCGAGUCAUCAUCCAGCUCAACAUCUGGCACCGAGGCGAGUUCGACGUCGGAUAGCGCGACUACCUCGACAAGUACUGCAGGAACUGGAGGUAGUGGCGUCUCGACGGGCGCCAUUAUCGGCGGCGUCGUUGGGGGAGUGGUGGGCUUCGUUGGGCUGCUGGCGGCGGCGAUCAUGUUCUGCUGUCUCAUGAGGCGAAGAAAGCAGCAACAGCAAGGCGGGCAGCAAGAGCCCUCGAGUGCUCACGAGAUGCAUGAGCCGAUAAAUCCUCAGUAUUUACCCCCUGCGGAGGUAAGCGGCCAUAGCAGUACCGUUUAUUACACCCACAGCAGUAGUACACCUGUGGAGCUAGAGCACUCAGGUAGAGUAUUUCAGCCGGUAGAGCUGGACGCGAGACCGAAGGCAGCAGAGAUGGGAAUCUAA